Messenger RNA from Marmota monax (woodchuck), 4684 nucleotides. RefSeq names its product ATPase sarcoplasmic/endoplasmic reticulum Ca2+ transporting 3 (gene Atp2a3). The record is from RefSeq and is a predicted model, not a curated record. Lineage: Eukaryota; Metazoa; Chordata; Mammalia; Rodentia; Sciuridae. The coding region runs from base 160 to 3303 and encodes 1047 amino acids. Gene Ontology annotation, molecular function: P-type calcium transporter activity; ATP hydrolysis activity; ATP binding. Gene Ontology annotation, cellular component: membrane. Gene Ontology annotation, biological process: calcium ion transmembrane transport; intracellular calcium ion homeostasis. The transcript has 22 exons.
CCUGGCGCGGGCUUUGGCCGCUGCCGCCACUGCCGUCGGGGAAGGUCCCAGCGCGGACAUGGCCUCGCGCGGCGCCCGCCCGGGCUCAAGCCCCCAGCGACCGGUGCAGUAGCUCAGCGAAGAGGCGGCCUGGAGGGCGCAGACGGCCGGGCCGGCGGCAUGGAGGAGGCGCACCUGCUCCCGGCCGCCGACGUGCUGCGCCACUUCUCGGUGACAGCCGAGGGCGGCCUGAGCCCGGCGCAGGUGACCGGCGCGCGGGAGCGCUAUGGCCCCAAUGAGCUCCCCACCGAGGAAGGGAAGUCCCUUUGGGAACUGGUGCUGGAGCAGUUCGAGGACCUUCUGGUGCGCAUCCUGCUGCUGGCAGCUCUGGUCUCCUUUGUCCUGGCCUGGUUCGAGGAGGGUGAGGAGACCACAACAGCCUUCGUGGAGCCCCUGGUCAUCAUGCUGAUCCUUGUGGCCAACGCGAUUGUGGGCGUGUGGCAGGAACGCAAUGCUGAGAGUGCCAUCGAGGCCUUAAAGGAGUACGAGCCUGAGAUGGGCAAGGUGAUUCGCUCAGACCGCAGAGGCGUGCAGAGGAUCCGUGCCCGGGACAUAGUCCCUGGAGACAUUGUGGAAGUGGCAGUGGGAGACAAAGUGCCUGCUGACCUCCGCCUCAUCGAGAUCAAGUCCACCACGCUGCGAGUGGACCAGUCCAUCCUGACGGGCGAAUCCGUGUCCGUGACCAAGCACACAGACGCCAUCCCAGACCCUAGAGCUGUGAACCAGGACAAGAAGAACAUGCUGUUUUCUGGCACCAAUAUAGCAUCAGGCAAGGCAGUGGGUGUGGUGGUGGCCACAGGUCUGCACACGGAGCUGGGCAAGAUCCGGAGCCAGAUGGCAGCAGUGGAGCCUGAGCGGACACCACUGCAGCGCAAGCUGGAUGAGUUUGGGCGGCAGCUGUCCCACGCCAUCUCUGUCAUCUGUGUGGCUGUAUGGGUCAUCAACAUUGGCCACUUUGCUGACCCAGCCCAUGGUGGCUCCUGGCUCCGUGGUGCUGUCUACUACUUUAAGAUUGCCGUGGCCCUGGCUGUGGCUGCAAUCCCCGAGGGCCUCCCAGCAGUCAUCACUACGUGCCUGGCAUUGGGCACACGGCGCAUGGCACGCAAGAAUGCCAUAGUGCGGAGCCUGCCCUCUGUGGAGACCCUGGGCUGCACCUCAGUCAUCUGCUCUGACAAGACGGGCACUCUCACUACCAAUCAGAUGUCAGUGUGCCGGAUGUUCGUGGUAGCUGAAGCGAAAGCGGGCUCCUGCAGUUUGCACGAAUUCACCAUCUCGGGUACCACGUAUACCCCUGAGGGAGAAGUGCGGCAGGGGGAGCAACUUAUUCGCUGCGGCCAGUUCGAUGGGCUGGUGGAGCUGGCGACCAUUUGUGCCCUGUGCAACGACUCGGCGCUGGACUACAAUGAGGCCAAGGGCGUGUAUGAGAAGGUGGGAGAGGCCACAGAGACAGCUCUGACAUGUCUGGUGGAGAAGAUGAAUGUGUUCGACACUGACCUGAAGGCCCUGUCCCAGGUGGAGCGAGCUGGCGCCUGCAACGCGGUCAUCAAGCAGCUCAUGAGGAAGGAGGUCACCCUCGAGUUCUCCCGGGACCGGAAGUCCAUGUCAGUGUACUGCACACCUACCCACCCUGACUCCAAGGCCCAGGGCAGCAAGAUGUUUGUGAAGGGGGCUCCUGAGAGUGUAAUUGAGCGCUGCAGCUCAGUCCGUGUGGGGAGCUGCACAGCACCCCUGAAUACCACCUCCAGGGAGCAGAUCCUGGCAAAGAUCCGAGAUUGGGGCUCAGGCUCAGAGACGCUGCGCUGCCUGGCACUGGCCACCCGGGAUGCACCCCCCAAGAAGGAGGACAUGCAGCUGGACGACUGCAGCAAGUUUGCUCAGUACGAGACAGACCUGACCUUCGUGGGCUGCGUGGGCAUGCUGGAUCCCCCACGGCCCGAGGUUGCUGCCUGCAUCACACGCUGCCACCGAGCGGGCAUCCGCGUGGUCAUGAUCACAGGGGACAACAAAGGCACGGCUGUGGCCAUCUGUCGCCGGCUUGGCAUCUUUGGAGACACAGAGGAUGUGGAGGGCAAAGCCUACACAGGCCGCGAAUUUGAUGACCUCAGCCCAGAGCAGCAGCGCCUUGCCUGCUGCACCGCCCGCUGCUUUGCCCGCGUGGAGCCAGCGCAUAAGUCCCGCAUUGUGGAAAACCUGCAGUCCUUUAAUGAGGUCACUGCCAUGACUGGUGAUGGGGUGAACGACGCACCUGCCCUGAAGAAAGCAGAGAUCGGCAUUGCCAUGGGCUCAGGCACAGCUGUGGCCAAGUCAGCUGCAGAGAUGGUGCUGUCAGAUGACAACUUUGCCUCCAUUGUGGCUGCUGUGGAGGAGGGCCGGGCCAUCUACAGCAACAUGAAGCAAUUCAUUCGCUACCUCAUUUCCUCAAAUGUCGGCGAGGUUGUCUGCAUCUUCCUCACAGCAAUUCUGGGCCUGCCUGAAGCCCUGAUCCCCGUGCAGCUGCUCUGGGUGAACCUGGUGACAGAUGGCCUACCUGCCACAGCCCUGGGUUUCAACCCACCAGACUUGGACAUCAUGGAGAAGCUGCCCCGGAAUCCUCGUGAGGCCCUCAUUAGUGGCUGGCUCUUUUUCCGAUAUCUGGCUAUUGGAGUGUACGUAGGCCUGGCCACAGUGGCUGCCGCCACCUGGUGGUUCCUGUAUGAUGCCGAGGGACCUCACAUCACCUUCUACCAGCUGAGGAACUUCCUGAAGUGCUCUGAGGACAACCCACUCUUCGAGGGCAUCGACUGCGAGGUCUUUGAGUCCCGCUUCCCCACUACCAUGGCCUUGUCGGUGCUUGUGACCAUCGAGAUGUGCAAUGCCCUCAACAGCGUCUCGGAGAACCAGUCGCUGCUGCGGAUGCCGCCCUGGCUGAAUCCCUGGCUGCUGGCGGCUGUGGCCAUGUCCAUGGCCCUGCACUUCCUCAUCCUGCUGGUGCCACCCCUACCCCUCAUUUUCCAGGUGACCCCACUGAGCGGGCACCAAUGGGUGGUGGUGCUCCAGAUAUCUCUGCCUGUCAUCCUGCUUGAUGAGGCCCUCAAGUACCUGUCCCGGCAUCACAUGGAUGGCAUUCUCGGGACAGUCUCACAGGCCUGGAGUAGGCAGCCGCUGACCAGCUCCCGGACCCCAGACCACACCGGGUUGGCUUCUUUGGUGUCACCUUGUGGAAAUAAAGGACCAGAAGUGAAUGCAGGGAUCAGAGCAGAGUCUCCAGUGUGUACCUCAGACUGAUGGUGCCCAAGCAUUUGUCCCACUCCCACCCCUGCCACCAUGCUCACCCACCUGCCCACUGGGCCCUGCUGGACACGCAACAGUCCUGAGGCCAGAACGGUCACACCCAGGUCCAGUCCUGGGGUCCCUGUCCCCACUGCCAUCUGACCUGGGGGGCUGUGUAGUUCAUGUCUCUUGAACUCUCCUGGGAAGAUCCCUUGCUGAAACUCUGGCCCAGGAGCUGAGCCUGAGAGGGGGGCUGUGGGAAGCCAGAGCUGGCCGUAGAUCUGGAGCUGCAGAGCCCCUGGACCUGCAUAUCUACCAGCACAUACUAGAGCCUGCACCCCUUGCAUGGAGGCUGGGCCUCUACUUGGUGACCCGUGCCUCUGCACUGACGGAGAACACCGGCUCUGACCUCUCAGUCAGUGCCUGGUCUGGAACCUGAUCAGCUCCAUGGAGGUGUAUCGGAGGGGGCCAUCUGGGCCCAGCUGUGUACAGCGAGGCGGGAGGCCUCCACCAAGUCGGCUCCUGAGAGCUGGAGUCUGUUUCUGUUUAUAUGUGCAGGCCCCAGGGGGUUGAAGCGUCAGAGAGAAAGGAACACAAGGGGCAGGGAGGAGGGGCGAGGCAGAACCCUCUUUGCCUGGGGGAGACACUGGGCUGCCUGCCUCAGCUCAACUCCCUUUCCAAACUCAGGUUUCCGUGUCCUUAGCAAAUGACUGGGUGGUGCCUGGUCCACCAAGCAGAGGUCAGAUUUGCUAUCCAUGUCCCUGGUGCCUGAGACACCGGAUGUCCUUAGGUCCCUGACCACUAUGCUGUUCCAUCCUGCCUGGUGUGCAGCCAUCUGAGUCUCCUGGAUCCUUGGCCUCACUUUUUGCCCAUUUCCUCCAUACACACGCAUCCAUGAGCCAAAAAGAUGUCACUAAGGAUGGCUGUCACCCAAGGGCACUUACCCCCUCUUCCCGCUUCUCCCUGGAAGAAUGCAUCUCUCUGUGGGUCUCCUGUCAGAUGGUAGGAAGACAGCAGUUUGAUUGACAGGAAUUUCCUCUUACUCAGCUUUUGUUCCUUUGGCAAAAACUAGCUAGGCAUAGCAGAAAAUAGCAAGUAAAGAACUGUCUAUAUGUCUUCUCCCCUUCUUGAGAGUGUACCAAGUGAUGAUUUUACAUGUAAACCAAGACUCACAUCCCUGUCCUGGUCCCCAGAAUUUCCCCCUCCUCCUGCCUCAUAGUUUAAUGGUCUCCUCAUUCUGCAUCCCCUUCUCUCAAGCUUCCUCCCACCCUCUUGCAGUUUCUGGAAGGGCCCUGAGAAAAACGAGUUGGGGGUGCUCUGGCAGGGGCAGGGCCCUGUACCCACCUGCUGACAUGCUGCCUGGUAGAGAAAUAAAAGUGGUGUGCCUGGGGCAGUG